Molecule: messenger RNA, 1698 nt
Organism: Ambispora gerdemannii
Lineage: Eukaryota; Fungi; Glomeromycota; Glomeromycetes; Archaeosporales; Ambisporaceae
Source: the annotation of a GenBank genome assembly
AUGGAGACGGAUACGACGCAAAUCAUCAAAAGUAGCAGCAAACACACUGAAAUGAGCAUCGUUGGCAACACUACCAUUUCAGACCUACCGAUCGAGUGUUUCACCAGAAUUUUCUCAUUCCUGGUUGAGGAUUUAUCCACAGUAUUUUCCGCAACGUUGGUCAAUCGAACUUGGUGUCGAGCAAUAAUGCCAUUGUUGUGGUUCGAUACUUUAACUUAUGAUCAUGAAAAAGGAUAUAAAAUUAUUGAAACGUUAAUAAGAUGCAUGAAUGAAGAAGAACGGAAAGAGUUGAUUGAUUCCGGAGUCGAUUACGCAGCAUCUUGCCCUCGUCCACUUUUUCUGUACUCGGCGUUUAUUAAAGAAAUAAAUUGGGCAAAUCUCGAAUAUAUGGUAUAUUGCGACACUUCAUAUCACGACGAGUUUAUCCCAGAAAAUUCAAUUUGGAUAAAAUAUUUUGACGUUGAAAAUAUGAAAGAGAAAAUCGUAGCACAGCUCUGUAAGCUCAUUUUCCGAACUGCCAAUUUAGAAAAGCUUUAUAUUCAGAUAAGGUAUUAUGAUGUCGCUUUUCUGAAAUUCAUGACACUCCCAAAUGUAUCAAUUGCAUUGGCCAACCUGAAACAAGUAGCGCUACAUGGAAGACGAUUCAUUUUAGAAAAUGACGAAUUUGACGAAUAUGAUAAAUAUACCAAAGAUCUCAUGAAUGUCAAUGACUUGGUUCUUGGGUUAAAAUCGUACAGCCAUUGUAUCACAUUUUUGGAAGUGAAUUUUGAUAUAAUGAUUGAAAGUGCUAUUCGUCACCUUUGCGACUUAAUUGAAUCACAGAGACAUAUAGAGCACGCUGUUUUUUAUAAUUUUAACGAAAAACAUUUUUCAAUUAUUCUUGCUCUUAAGUCCAAAUGGAACACUUUAGUUCGCCUCGAAUUCGUACAUUCCGAAGUUUCAAAUUGGGUAAUCACUUUAUUUAGAAACCUUGGCACAUUUAUCAAAUUGGAAGCAGUAGCAUUCAUUGAUUGCGAAGGAUAUCUCGGAUCCAUUGCAACUGUGGAUUGUUGGGAAACGCCACGACCAAAGUUUUUGCGGCAAUUAUAUUUCGAUAGCUCUGGAAUUAAUGAUAUCUUGAUCCCAUUAAUAAAGAUAUCUGGAAUUACCUUAGAAAAGCUUACAGUUCUCAAAGGUUGCAGUGAUGCAUUAUUCAGCUGCAUUGCAGGUUACGCCACCAAUCUUUUAUGCUUGGAAAUCAACCUUGACAAACUAACAAUUCCGUCAUUCCUUCAAGCAAUUAUGAAACUUCAAAACCUACAGCAGCUCUCAAUGUUACAAGCAACGAACAUUGAAUCUUUUUCAGAUGAAUUUUGGAUAGGAUUAUCAGAAAGCAACAUUGAUUCCUUAUAUUUCAAUUGUUUACUAUCGCCACAAGGAUUGACUACUUUAUUGUCUAAUCAAACCAACCCCAUAAAAAGGCUUGGAUUAGGCCAGGCUGUUUUACUUACCAAUCAACAUUUUACUUCUAUGCUUAAUUUCUGCCAAAAACGACAGAUUUAUUUCAGUCUAUUUUUAUCCUCUUACGUUCAUCUUUCUAGAUACGAUUCGUCUUUGGUUGAACAACUUAAAGAGUGGGUAAAAUUUGUACCCCUUAAGAAAUUCGAUAAAUAUCACUGCUUUAAGGGUAGCGAUAGAUAUGAUAUGAAGAAAGAGUAA